UUCUUGCUGUACGCGGUUAAGCAAAAAAGCAGAAAGACAUGAAAGCCCCUACGUGCCUAUAAAACGACUUCAACGAUGCUUUUCUUUCCGUGAAUCCAAUCUAAACCCAAAAAGCUCUCUGGCCGAAACCCUAAAACCCCUUUCUCUGCAUCGAAACCCUAAUUUUCGAUUCGUGUUCUCCAGACGCUGGUUUUCUGUCGUAUCCAGGGAUACUAUUGAAAUUUCUUGAAAGAUUUAUUGAAUUUCAAGUGCAAUGGCUUCUUCCUUGGAUAUGUCACUUGAUGAUAGAAUUAAGAACAGGACUAACCGAGGCAGAGGCAGAGGACGUGGCAAAGCCCUUUCAGGCCGUGGAAGUGGGGCUCUAGGAGGUGGAAGAAGGACCGGUGCUGUUAAUGGUAGAAGAAUGACUGGUCCUGGUAAUGGUGGAAGAGCAACUGGUGCUGUUCGUAGAGGCCCACUCAUGGUCAACACUCGCCCAUCAUCUUAUGCUAUUGCCAAGUCUAUUCGCAGAACCAAGCCUUUUCCAUGGCAGAGUGAUUUGUUAGAGGAUAGUCUUAGAGCUGCUGGAAUUCAAGGAGUAGAAGCUGAGACAAAGUUGUAUGUUUCAAACUUGGACAGAGGAGUAACCAAUGAAGACAUAAGGGAGCUUUUCUCUGAGCUUGGAGACUUGAAGCGCUAUGCUGUUCAUUAUGACAAAAAUGGGCACCCAACUGGAUCAGCUGAAGUGGUUUAUAAUAGAAGAAGUGAUGCAUUUGCUGCUCUUAAAAGAUAUAACAAUGUACUUUUGGAUGGAAAGCCCAUGAAAAUCGAGAUUGUGGGAACAAAAUCAGAAUUGCCUGUCACUGCACGGGUGAAUGUAACUGGGAUGAAUGGACAGAGGAAGAGGACAGUUGUAAUGACGCCUAGAGGUGGUCGAGGUGGAGGUUCUGCUGUGUCAAAUCGCGGUGCUGGUUGGGGACGUCGAGGUGGCUCAAGGGGUGGCAGUGGUAGUGGACGUGGUCGGGGUCGUGGCCGUCCUGGCAGGGGUGGAGGUCGUGGUCGGGGAAGAAAGGAUGGAGUUGAAAAGUCAGCUGAGCAACUUGACAAGGAACUGGAGACCUAUCAUGCAGAGGCUAUGAACAUCUCAUAAUUUGCUAUUGGCUUCCUUGUACAGAAGCUUUGUUUUUCUUUGGCUAGAACUUGAAUGCACUUCGCUUUGCCGUUAAAUAUGCCAUCGUAUUGACAACGUUGAAAUCUUGUUUGAGGCUGAAUGAUACUUUUGGGUGAUUUCGAAGUUGCCAUAUUAUAUAUUACAGUUGUUUUUGCCUAA
This is a messenger RNA of Vicia villosa (hairy vetch), 1309 nucleotides long. RefSeq names its product THO complex subunit 4D-like. The coding region runs from base 254 to 1129 and encodes 291 amino acids. The transcript is spliced from 7 exons. Gene Ontology annotation, cellular component: nucleus. Gene Ontology annotation, molecular function: mRNA binding. The record is from RefSeq and is a predicted model, not a curated record. Gene Ontology annotation, biological process: mRNA export from nucleus. Lineage: Eukaryota; Viridiplantae; Streptophyta; Magnoliopsida; Fabales; Fabaceae.